Molecule: messenger RNA, 5396 nt
Organism: Haliotis rubra (blacklip abalone)
Lineage: Eukaryota; Metazoa; Mollusca; Gastropoda; Lepetellida; Haliotidae
Product: filamin-C-like
Biological process (GO): actin cytoskeleton organization
Molecular function (GO): actin filament binding
Source: RefSeq, a predicted model, not a curated record
CAAUUGCGAGUUACCGCCCUUGAUCCGAAGAGCAUUAUAGAGAUAUAUCGAUCGGAGGACUUACCUGGCUCGGCUGAACGUAACUUUAGCUGUUGACGGUGUGGUGUUAGUAUUGAUGCCCAAACCGACAAGGGGAUUACCAGCAGCGGCAGGUGACGCUCGGUCCGCCCCUUCCCCACGGGACGAUGUCUGACAACCAGCGCCACGACCCCUCCCCGUCCCUCUCGGGGGUGGGGAACCUUUCAACUAAGGGCCCAGAGGAUACUUGGGAGCAGAUCCAGCACAAGACAUUCUCCAACUGGGUGAACGAACAACUGACCACCAGUGGACGAACUGUGGACAAUUUAGCCACCGAUUUUUGUGAUGGUGUUAAACUCGUGGCCCUAAUCGAAGCCUUACAGUUUAGAAAGAUUGGUCGUGUUUAUACCAAACCCAGAAGCAAAAUUCAGAUGUUACAGAAUGUUCAGCUAGCGUUUGAAGCCAUUGCAGAGGAUCAAAUCCGACUCGUGAAUAUAGGAAACGAGGACGUUGUCAAUGGUAACCUGAAGCUGGUGUUGGGCUUGCUAUGGCAUCUGAUCCUGAGGUACCAGAUCAGCUCCAGCAAGUCCAAGGCCCCUCCCAAGAAAUUGAUGAUGGCGUGGUUCAAGUCCGUCCUCACCGACAUCAACAUCGGCAACUUCACCACAGACUGGAGUGACGGCAUUGCAUUACAUGCCCUUAUUGAAUACUGCAAGCCAGGGACCUGCCCGGACUGGAGAAGUCUACGUCCCCAAAAUAAGGUGGAGAACUGUCGACAGGCGAUGCAGCUGGCAAAACAGCACCUGAAUGUCCCCAAGGUGAUCAGUCCUGAAGACUUCGCCAGCAACGCUCUGGACGAACUGUCAGCCAUGACUUACCUCUCCUACUUUCUGAAGAAGGACUCGCCAGGGUACUACGCCACACUCAACUGGGUGUGUCGCCAGCUCCGUACCACCGCCAUCAGCAACCUCUCGACGGACUGGAAUGAUGGGUUCUACCUUUGCUCCAUCGUCCACUCGUUGGGAGGUGAGGUGUCCGGCUGGCCAAACGUGGACAGGAACGACCAUGUAGGCAGCUGCCAGAAAGGAAUCGACGCAGCGAAGGCCUUGGGGGUGGAGCCACUGUUGACCGCGGCUGAGAUGGCUGACCCCAGCGUGGACCAGCUGGCUCUCAUGGCCUACAUCAGCAAGUUUCAGAGGAUCACACCACGCAAGGCCAAGGCCGAGAAACUCGUCAUGAACUGUACGCUGUCCAGAAUCAAGGAGGGCACCCGGGCAUCGUUUUCGCUCGAGAUUGUAGACGUUGAUGUGGCACAAGCGAAAACAAAAGUUGAUAUCCGGGGUUCCAGUACUCAGCCUCGUUGUGACAUGAAGUGGAAGGACAAGGUCGUGGACUGUUCCUUCGUCCCUACUGAGACUGGGGAACACCAGAUACAUGUGUACUACGAUGGGGAAGAGAUUCUGGGAAGUCCCAUGUCGUUCAAGGCGACGCCUGACGCCUCCAGAGUCAACAUCAAGACGUCAGCGGGCGAGUGCAGGAUCGGGGAUGCGUACAAGGUCUUGGUUGACCUUGCCGGCGUGACGGGUGGCGAGUGUAUGAUGGAACUGACUGCGCCGUCCGGAGACGUUAGGACUGUAGGCUGCAACAUGGAACAUAAAGACAUGGUCGGCUCCUUCCACCCAACAGAACCUGGAGACUGGAAGGUCACCGUCAGGUUUGAGGGUCAAGAGGUCCAAGGAAGUCCAGUAACGGUCCGGGCAUAUGAUACGGACAAGGCUUGGAUGUCCGGCCCUCAGCAGGGGUUUGUUGGUGAAAGAUCCAUCUUCAGUGUGAAUUGGAAAGCGGCCGGAAGUGACGACAUAAGUGUGAAUGUUACCGGACCCAACUCUGACGUCGUUAGAGACGUGGACGUUGUGAACAAUAGCGGCGUCAAGGAAAUACGCUUUGCACCUCAAGAGACAGGACGACACACGGUCCGCGUGAAGCUGAAGAACAAGCAGAUCAGGGGGUCACCGUGUCAGAUGGAGGUGUUCGACCCCAACUCCAUCACCGUCAUGGGGGACGGACUGUCAGGGGGCGUGAAGGCGGAAGAGGCACACUUCGUUGUUGACUCUCGGGGCACAGGCGUCGACAUCACCGUCCACAUCGAAUCUAAGAACGGGACUAAGAUAGACUAUCAGAGGUACAAGCUGCCCAGCGGGGCCACCGAGUACAGCUACAUCCCCCAUCUUGCCGGUGCCUACAGGAUCGACGUCAUGUGGGGCGACAGACACGUCAGCGGUAGCCCGUUCUUUCCUGGAUUCACUGACCGUUCUGGUGUGACCUUGCUGGAUGACCUUGAGGACCGCAAGGACGAACAAGACCGUAUUGCCCUAGAAUUCAACAAGGUCACGACCUUGGAUUUCGAUACCAGUAAUGCGGGACCAGGGCGUAUGACGUGUGAGAUACUCGGACCUCUGGGGAAGAUACCUGUCCACGUGAACCAGAAACAAGAGGAAGCCACCGUAUCUUUUACAGCGAAACAUGAAGGUGACCACUACAUCCACAUCUACUGGUCUGACGUGCCGCUAGAGUGGUCUCCCCUGCUAGCCUACUGUCCGGGACCCAUCCUGCCGGUCGACGUCACCAAGGUGCACAUCGUGGGCCACGGGGCGGUAUCGGCGAGGGCCACUGUCCAGGCGGAGUUUGUCGUGGAUGGGAAGAAGGCCGGACCUGGUGUGUGCAGGGUGCGAAUGCAGGGUGUCCGUGACAAUCUAUCGGUGGACAUGACGCCCAUCAAGUAUGACCGCUACAGGUGUACUUACACAUCGCCAAUCCCAGGCGGCUUCCUGCUGUACGUUUAUUGGUCAGAUGACCUGGUGCCCGGAUGUCCUUUCAAGAUCACAGUGACCCCGAAAGGUGACGUCAGCAAGGUCAAGGUUACCGGCGAGGGCUUGCGGGGAGGAAUAGCAGGACAAGUACUGACGUUUCUGGUCAACACAAAGGAAGCCGGCCCCGGGGAGAUAACUGCCACUUGUACAGGGAUACGUCAGAGUUUGAACUGUGAUGUUAUGGAUGACGGUGGACUGUCUACACUGAGGCUGACGCCUGUUGAGGCCGAGAAACAUCUGCUUCAGAUCCGCUACGAUGGAGAGACAGUUCCAGGUAGUCCGUUUGUGCUCCGUAUUGGUGAGCCCCCCGACCCAGACAAGGUGAAGGUUUUCGGACCAGGGUUGGACGACGGGCUGAUUCAGACCUACGAGAGCAAAUUCCUGGUGGACACUCACGGGGCUGGCGCCGGUCAGCUGGCCGUCAAGAUCAAAGGCCCAAGAGGUGGUUUCAAGGUCGACAUGAGGCGGGAAGGUCAAAAUGACCGUAACAUUCUGUGUCGGUAUGACCCAACAGAACAAGGUCAAUACAUCAUCAGCGUCCGCUGGUCUGGUGUCCAUGUACCUGGAAGUCCAUUCGAGGUCAACAUAUUUGAGUCACAUGAUUCCUUCCGAGACUUUUUACAACAGCGAGGCAGAGAUUUGGAAAAUCACGACGAUCUUGAGUGGCGGGAGGACAUAUGAUUUCAGCUUCAGACUUGGCUUUCUGCCAAAUUGUCCAUGAUUUACACGUAUUGACGUUUCCAAGACCGAUGUCAUCAGUAUCACGUGAACAGGUAGUUCGUGUCUGGUACACAUGCCAAAUUAUACGCAAAUGAAUCUUAUAUAUCUGAACAUGAAGUAAGUUGAAAAUAUUCUCGACAUGAAGUACGCUUUGCUCUAAACUCUACAGCUCGUGAAACAGAAAUACUCUAACGGAAGCUGAUUCGAAGCGUCAAUUUCAGCUUGAGUUACAUGGCACGAUAUCAUAAUUUUGCUGUAUUCGAUUUUGUGAUUUUGUUAUCUCUAAGCUUAAACGUUGUACAGUGUUUGGAUAAACAAAAAGACAUGGCGUCAGUUCUUUCGUUCUGCUAAACAGCUGAAAAUCCAACAUCGUCCCUGCGUCGUCGUCUGUACUAUAACUGUUGCCAUUAUAACCAUCAAAUUCAAUAACCAAGUGCAAUGUUCAUGUGAUGUUCACCAAUCAUCAAUGUAAACUUGUUAUAUUCACAGUUUGAUUGCUUUAAUUCCAUUGAGCUGCUGAGCUGUACCGAGGCCAUGAAUGACCAAAGUCUGUAGAUGCAUGUGGAACAAUUUAGUUCUGUCAGUGUUACUAUUAACGUGGUAUUGUCCCCUGUCAGAGCAAUCUGGCAGGUACCUCUGUGUCGGGAUUUAACCUGUCUCUGCUGAAUGCGUCGCUCUGUGUUUGUUCAUUGUAAAUCCUAAGUGUUUAUUCCGUGUUUAACUGUACAGCUGUACAGCCCCACUGCUAUGUCGAUGUACUAGUACCGUCCAAGCUCUGAGGUUGACUGGCUGUAGUCGGUAUGUUCCACUUCCGUAGAGCCUGAUGGUGGAUUUACCUGGUUUGUUUGUGUGAUGUUCUGUUUAUAUUAUAGGGGAGACAAUAUGCAUCGGAAAUAUGUAUCCGAAGUACGAGUAGGAAUAACUCUCAUUAUUACAAAUAUGGGAAUAUUGAAGACAUUUCCAAUUCUUCUUCAAAACCAAAGAACCCAUUAAGUAUAGAGUUUCCGUCCUUUCGGUUGAGACUGUGUAUCCCCUGGGUCCCCAUGUUAGUCGUAUCGAUAACAGGUACUGUAGGCCAUCUGCCUGGUGCGUACAUGUGUAUAGCAUAAUAUAUAACCUGGGCCUGUUUGACUAUAUAUAAUUUAACCCACCCACAAGACUUUGAUUUUGACGGGUAUCCAUUGUUUGCCAAUAAUCUACUUCCAAACAAAGAUAAAGUGCUAUAUUUAGAAUUAUGCUUUUUAGUAAAGUGCAAAUUCUAGAACGUUUUGGUGUUCAAUUUCAUAGGAUUUGGACGCACACAUACUCGAAUCUGUUGUUGUAAUCCUAAACAUAACACGCUACAUUCCAAUACUUUCUUGAAGGCAUCGCGCAUUGACAUCUAACACAUAGUGAGGCUUCCAUUGAAAUCCCCUCGAGAACACUUUGUGUAUCACAAUCCAUCAUUUUACACAGUAUGAUAAAUGCCACGUGGCUGUAUACAGUACACGCUGAGUUUAUUUAUGCCAGUAGGUUAUUAGUCAGGGACAUCAUCUUCCUCUGUGCAGCUCACUGUUAACUGUCUCUAUGCCGGUAGUGAUUCACCGGGACGUGUCUGCCCUUCUUGGUGCUGUGAGACCAAUGUGUCUUGGCAAAAUCCAGUUAACCCAGUCAUGGGAUGCCAUUGUUAUAAUGUCUAUACACUGUAUGUUUGUCCGCCAUAUUGUCCAUCCGAUCUACAUACGUCAUCCGCAGCAGGGAACCAAGCAUGUAGUGUCUUCCCUCGCCUCCAAAUACAACCAAAUACAA